AUGCCGAGCGACGACGAUUUCGAGGUCGAGGUCCCGGACUUGGCAGCGGAUGAUCCCAUGCGAGCAUUUCUGCCAACGGCUUUUGGCAAGAAGGAUAAGACGACAAAUAUUGCGGCGCAGAUCGACAAGAGCCGCAGAGUAGUGGAGGAAAAGCCCUCAGCGUCGCUACAGCAAACGAAACAGAGCGGCGCCUCCAGUUCAGAUGACAGCGACAGCGACAGCGACGAUGAUUCUGAGGAUGGCGACGAAUACCCAGUUUCCCACGAGAUGGUGAUUCCGACGGCCAGCCGCACUGUUACCACCGUGUCUCUUGACCCCUCUGGAGUCCGACUGGCGACAGGUUCGACCGACUGUACUGUGAAGCUCCACGACUUUUCUUCCAUGACGCCAACGACGAUUCGAGCUUUCCGAACAGUAGACCCUUAUGAAGCCAAGGCUGCAGACAAUGCAGAGUCACAUCCAAUUCACCACAUUGAGUUCAACCCGCAAGCUGGGAGUGUCCUGCUUUGCAUUUCGGCACAUCCGCAAGCCAAAUUAUUGUCUCGCGAUGGCGAUGUUCUGACUACAUUCGUCAAGGGAGACAUGUAUAUGCGAGAUAUGCAUAAUACAAAGGGCCAUAUCUCGGAAAUUACAGGCGGAGCAUGGCAUCCUACAGACAAGAAUCAAUUCGUUACAGCCGGCACAGAUAGUACCCUACGAAUUUGGGACGUCAACAACAAGCGAUCGCAAAAGGAAGUCGUGGUGUUCAAAUCAAAGACGGCGGGCUCGGCAGGACGAUCGAAAAUGACUGCCGUUGCGUGGGGAACGCCAGCGCAAGGAAGCAACAACGUGCUGAUUGGAGCUGCCCUCGACGGAACGCUCGUCAUGUACGGCGGCAACGGACCAUUUUCAAGACCAGCCGGAGAAAUUUUAGGAGCGCAUAAGCCGCAGACAUGGACAGGAGGCAUCGAUAUUUCCGGCGACGGACGCAUGGUGGUCACACGGGGAGGAGACGACUUAAUCAAAUUAUGGGAUACGAGAAAAUUUACCAAGCCUCUGGUAACUGUAUCUCACGCAUCGACGUCGAACGCUCACCCGACGACCAAUAUUCGCUAUGCGCCCAACUCCACAAGCAUCAUCACGGGCUCCGCGACCGGCCACCUUCAUAUUCUGAACCCCGGAAAUCUACAACCAGAACACGUUACGCCCAUUACACCUGGCUCACCUCUUAUUACUGUGGAUUGGCAUCGCAAGAUUAACCAGAUUGUUACAGGGUCUGCGAACGCGGAGACGCGUGUACUUUAUAACCCCAACAAGUCGACAAGAGGAGCAGUUGAAGUCAUGUCACGCGCCCCGAAGAAGCGACAUAUUGACGACAACUCUGACUUGACUACAGACCAGUCGAUGGGCAUGUCAGGCGACUCUAUCAUUACACCGGGCGCGGCGCCGAGGAAAACUGGCGCGGCCGGCGGCAGCUCAAAGGACCCACGCCGUCCACACGUCCCUCAGCAGACACCUUUCCAGCGCAGCCAGCCCGAUGAGAGGCAUGUCGCAGAGAGUAUACCGCUUGCGCGAAUGCUUCACGAGGACCCUCGCGAAGCUCUGUUAAAGUAUGCUGACAAGGCCAAGAGUGAUCCGAUGUUUACCAAGGCAUGGAGCAAGACGCAGCCGGAGACGCAGUAUGCAAAUAUCAGCGAUGACGAGGCCGAUGGUCCGGAUAAGAAGAAGGCCAAGAGGUGA
This is a messenger RNA of Akanthomyces muscarius, 1719 nucleotides long. RefSeq lists its product as uncharacterized. The transcript has a single exon. NCBI's taxonomy places the organism in Eukaryota, Fungi, Ascomycota, Sordariomycetes, Hypocreales, Cordycipitaceae. The record is from RefSeq and is a predicted model, not a curated record. Gene Ontology annotation, cellular component: site of double-strand break; nucleus. Gene Ontology annotation, molecular function: protein binding. The coding region runs from base 1 to 1719 and encodes 572 amino acids. Gene Ontology annotation, biological process: regulation of DNA double-strand break processing.